UUAAACGCACGUCCAAACACCUCAAGAACACUCCAGAUGUUUGCGAAACCCUAACUCGGGGGCGGGGUUUCAUCGACCACAGAUAUUCAUAAUCGACCAGCCAAAUUGGCAACAAAACCAGGCGCCGGCGAAGCUACCUUACAAUUCCACCACUAUUUCACACACAAUCUUGUAUCCCUAAAGUGAAGUCUCAAGAAUUUCUGUUCGGAUUGAUAUAGCCAAUCUUCAUCAUUACCUUUCGUAGCGUCUAUAAACAAGAAAUGAGUCGUUAUGACAGCCGUUCCGGCGACCCUGGUUCUUAUCGGGACCGGAGAAGUGAUUCGGGGUUCAGUGGAGGUUCUGGUCUUGGCGGGUACAAUUCUUCAUCUAGCAAGAAGGACCAUGAGAGUUCGGAGCCUCAGCGGAAGGUGGAUUUGGAUGGUUUAACUCCUUUUGAGAAGAACUUCUAUGUGGAGUCUCCAGCUGUUGCAAAAAUGUCUGAGAGUGAAGUUGAAGAAUACAGGACACGAAGAGAAAUCACUGUUGAAGGUCGCGACGUGCCUAAACCUGUUAAGACUUUUGGUGAUGCAAGAUUUCCAGAUUAUGUCAUGCAAGAAAUUGUGAAAGCAGGCUUCACAGAGCCUACUGCAAUUCAAGCUCAAGGAUGGCCAAUGGCUUUAAAGGGUAGGGAUCUCAUUGGAAUUGCCGAAACAGGAUCUGGAAAGACUCUUGCUUAUUUGUUGCCUGCAAUUGUGCACGUCAACGCUCAGCCAAUCUUAUCUCCUGGAGAUGGACCAAUUGUGUUAGUUUUAGCUCCAACUCGAGAACUUGCUGUUCAAAUACAACAAGAAGCAACUAAAUUUGGCGCAUCUUCAAAGAUUAAGAAUACUUGCAUUUAUGGCGGGGUCCCAAAGGGGCCUCAAGUUCGUGAUUUACAGAAAGGUGUUGAAAUUAUUAUUGCUACACCUGGAAGGUUAAUUGAUAUGUUGGAGUCUCAUCAUACAAACUUGCGAAGGGUCACUUACCUUGUGUUGGAUGAGGCAGAUAGAAUGCUAGACAUGGGUUUUGAACCUCAGAUGAAGAAAAUUGUUUCUCAGAUACGGCCAGAUCGUCAAACCUUGUACUGGAGUGCCACAUGGCCAAAGGAAGUUGAGCUACUUGCAAGACAGUUCCUUUACAACCCAUACAAAGUGGUAAUUGGUUCUCAAGACUUAAAAGCUAACCAUUCUAUUCACCAACACGUGGAUAUUGUUACCGAGAAUCAGAAGUAUAACAAACUGGUCAAACUGCUGGAUGAUAUCAUGGAUGGUAGCCGGAUUCUGAUAUUCAUGGACACUAAAAAGGGGUGUGACCAAAUCACCCGUCAGCUCAGGAUGGAUGGUUGGCCUGCUUUGUCGAUUCAUGGAGAUAAAAGUCAAGCGGAAAGAGAUUGGGUUUUGUCCGAGUUCAAAGCUGGUAAAAGUCCGAUAAUGACAGCCACAGACGUUGCAGCUCGUGGGUUAGAUGUGAAGGACGUCAAAUAUGUGAUCAAUUAUGAUUUCCCUGGUUCAUUGGAAGAUUAUGUUCAUCGGAUUGGUCGAACAGGAAGAGCCGGGGCCAAAGGGACAGCAUACACCUUCUUUACAGCAGCAAAUGCUAGGUUUGCUAAAGAACUUAUUGCCAUCCUUCAGGAGGCAGGCCAGAAGGUGAAUCCUGAUCUAGCUGCAAUGGGCCGUGGUGCACCUCCUCCUCCAUCAGGACAUGGUGGUUUCCGUGAUCGUGGUCGGGGUUACGGCGGUGGUCGAUCAUGGAACGGAUGAGCAAUAACAAUCACCACCAUUGUGAGGCGGCAACAGAGGUGGAUAUGUUAUCGGGCUUUUUCGUUGUAAACAGUGAAUUUGGAGUAGUUUGAACUGGUUAGUAUUGCAGUUGGGAGAUGUUAUGUUUGUGUACUGAAGAUAAGGAGUCAGCAAGUAGAAGUUUCAAUCUUAUGGACCUUGCACCUAUUUUCAGAGUUUAAAUCAAUACCAUCUAUCUAUCUUCUUAAAUGAUAUUAUAAUGAGUGUGUACUCCAUUUGUUUAUGAACAUUGUAAUGUUAUAUAUGAUGAGUACUUGGAGCCAGAGAUGGCCAAAAA
Molecule: messenger RNA, 2094 nt
Organism: Cynara cardunculus var. scolymus (artichoke)
Lineage: Eukaryota; Viridiplantae; Streptophyta; Magnoliopsida; Asterales; Asteraceae
Product: DEAD-box ATP-dependent RNA helicase 20
Exons: 10
Coding region: 261-1778 (505 amino acids)
Cellular component (GO): nucleus; cytoplasm; ribonucleoprotein complex
Molecular function (GO): RNA binding; ATP binding; RNA helicase activity
Source: RefSeq, a predicted model, not a curated record